Molecule: messenger RNA, 1578 nt
Organism: Talaromyces proteolyticus
Lineage: Eukaryota; Fungi; Ascomycota; Eurotiomycetes; Eurotiales; Trichocomaceae
Product: putative mRNA processing protein
Exons: 3
Coding region: 1-1578 (525 amino acids)
Biological process (GO): mitochondrial respiratory chain complex IV assembly
Cellular component (GO): extrinsic component of mitochondrial inner membrane
Source: RefSeq, a predicted model, not a curated record
AUGGCCGGUGAAUACAACUGCAGUCGAUGUAUGCAGGUCAUGCUACCGAAGACUCACAGUCGAAUUUCUCUCGCUCGCUUCAGACGGCUAGGCCUAGCCAGUCGACGAAGUAAUUUUUCGACAUCAACAUCAACAGCUCCGCAGAAUCCUCUACUUCGACUUCAUAAUUCCAAUUCCGCUACAGCUACAACUCGGCUAGGGACGCUUCAAUGCUCGAAAAAUAGAAUUCUCAAACCCCUUACUAGAAGCGUCCAGACCGCCAUUGCCGCUCCUGAACCUUCCGAAGAAACACGGCCGUUGCGGAAGCCCAAUAACCUCUUCCAAUCUUUCUCCAAGUCGCCUUCUCCAAUCAUACGGAAACGCGCUGAAUUCAUCAAGCACAAUGCUUUCUGUCCUCAUCCGAGCCACCAGCAGACCCGCAUAUCACCCGCUGCCUCCUCCCAUUCAGACGCCUCGGCAGAUAGCAGCACCAACUCGUCCUCGAUUCCCCCAGCCCAUUCACAUUUUGAAUGCCCCGACUGUGGCGUACCGAUAUACUGCUCAGAGGAGCAUUGGAUGGACGACUACGAGGCACACUUGGAAAUAUGCGACACAAUCCGGCAGAUCAACGAGGAUGAUCACGAUCUUGUCUCAGGACGGUUUUUCCCCGAAUUCGCCUACCCAGGUCCCCAGGAUGACAAUUUUAUUGUCAAUAUGACGAACUGGGAUACUUUUUUGUAUACCCGUGAAUUCGAUGCGAUUAAUAAUGAACGAAGUAUGCGUCAAGUCACUCGCAUGCUGACGUAUCCAACGACGAUUGCGAGCGUUAUACAUGAAUUGAGUCCAUACACUGCUCGCCCGGAUGGAAGGUUGACAGUUGAGGGUUUGAAGAGUUUGAGCGCCCUUCGCUACACGCUCCAUCCGCCUAAACAAGGUGAAGGCAAAGACAUCAAGGGCCUCCGUCUCAAAGCACCCCCUGUCCGCAUAUUCAUUCUCGGUGCUCGAGCAGAAUCCUCGCUUCCACGACAAGUCUGGCUCCAGCUAUCACACAUGUUCCCCAACGCGCUGAUCAACCUGAUCUUCAUCGGCCCUGAGAGCAUGGCGAACCGUGACGAGGAAUUCCCUCUACCCGAACGUACGCCCGAAAACCCAUUCGGCGGUAUCACCGAAGACAGAUUGGGUCCACAGAUGAAAAUCACCACGUAUGUCGACUACUUCCACACGAUGCACAACGCGCAGUACUUUUAUCCGUACGACCCUUAUUUCGACUGCUUCAUGCUUUUCCACCCUGGCCUCGGCCACCCUGCCAGCUCGCAUGAAUGGGAGGAAACGCUGCCUAAGCUUCUCGAAACAAAGGUCCCGAUUAUUUGCACGGGAUACACGCAAUCUGAUAUGGAGCGCGAUAUUAACUGGGUGCAUGAGAAAUGCGCUGGUGAAUUCGAUAUUCUCUUGAAACCAGGUGAGAAUCGGUUCCGGAGUCUGAGAUGGGAUUUGAAUGAUCUCGACCCGUUGGAUGUGUCGGCGGGGAAUUGGGGGAUAUGGGGGUUUAGAGGGAAACGGUACGAAGCGACCCAUAAGAACGACACAAUCGCCGCUUGA